AGCAGGGGGCGCUAAUCGCUGCUGCAACAAAUACCAGAAGAAGAAAGAAGAAUAACAACAUCCGCCUGACUCAACGACUGGGAUUGCUCCGUCUACUGGUCUCCACCGGACUCUGCUGGUCUCUAUCGAACUCUACCGGACCCAGGUGGUCACAGAGGAUCGAAAAUGCCUGGAUUUGAGUUAACUGUUUCGGAGGAGGAGGAAAUGGUGCCGGCGGCUCCGAGUGUCCUUGUUACCGGGGCGACGGGUCUUCUGGGUCGGGCCGUUCUCAGAGAGUUCCAGAGCAGCGGCUGGUUGGUCAGCGGGAUGGGAUAUCGGAGGGCCAGGCCCCACCUCCUCCGCUGUGACCUCACAGACGAGGACGCCGUCAGAGCGGCGAUGCAGCAGCUCAAGCCUGAUGUGGUGGUCCACUGUGCAGCAGAGAGACGUCCAGAUGUUAUGGAGAGAAACACUGAAGCUGCUGUUAAUCUCAACGUGCACGCCACGAGCACGCUCGCCAAGGAGGCCGCUGCGUGCGGAGCCUUCCUGCUCUACAUCAGCACGGACUACGUGUUUGACGGGAGGAAUCCUCCGUACGGAGAAGACGACGCUCCCAGCCCUCUCAACGCCUACGGACGCAGCAAGGUGGAGGGAGAGAGAGAGACACUUCGACACUGUCCAGGUGCGGCGGUGCUGCGGGUGCCCGUUCUGUUCGGGGAGGUGGAGUCUGUGACGGAGAGUGUUGUGACGUCUCUGUGGCUUGACGUCCAGAACGUCUCCGAGGUGUCUCUGGAUCACCGUCUGCAGAGGUUCCCCACGGACGCCAGAGACGUGGCCGCCGUCUGCAGGAAGCUGGCCCAGAGACAGAGACAGGACCCAUCCAUCAAAGGAAUCUUUCAUUUUUCAGCUAAAGAACAGAUGACCAAAUAUGAGAUGGCCGUCGCCAUGGCAACAGCCUUCAACCUGCCGUCCAACCACCUCAUUCCUCUGACGGAGCAGCUGCCGGCUGCGAUUCUUCGACCAAUCAACAGCCAGUUGAACUGUUGUCGUCUGGAGCUGCUGAACCUGAGCGUGGAGCCGCGAGCGUUCACCUCCGCCAUCACAGACUGUCUGUGGCCCUUCACACCGGACAAACGCUGGAGACAGACGGUCUUCCACUGACCUAGAGAGAGAGACAGGCAGACAGACAGGCAGGCAGA
This is a messenger RNA of Etheostoma cragini (Arkansas darter), 1178 nucleotides long. RefSeq names its product methionine adenosyltransferase II, beta (gene mat2b). Gene Ontology annotation, cellular component: methionine adenosyltransferase complex. The coding region runs from base 166 to 1140 and encodes 324 amino acids. The record is from RefSeq and is a predicted model, not a curated record. NCBI's taxonomy places the organism in Eukaryota, Metazoa, Chordata, Actinopteri, Perciformes, Percidae. Gene Ontology annotation, molecular function: methionine adenosyltransferase regulator activity. Gene Ontology annotation, biological process: S-adenosylmethionine biosynthetic process. The transcript is spliced from 7 exons.